AUUAAGAUGAAUUCAAAAUACAACUUAUUGUUCAAACAAAAAUCGAAAAAGGGCAGCGAGAACAGCUCAGUCAACCGGAGCACCAAGAGGACACUCAAGAAGAAAUAAGACCAAACCUUCAGAGAAAGGCAGAGCUGGCUCUGGUGGCAUCAGAUUUAAGCUAAACGUCAACGCUGGGCAAAAAUCUACCAGAGAAGUUAGAAUUGGGCGCCUUAGUCAAAUCAAAAUCCCUGCUCAGCCCCAAGGUAUCGCCUCUACUGGCGGUAUUGGUGACUCUAACAGCAAUGUCCUCCUCCGAGGCAAAGAAAGUGACAGGAUGAAAUAAAGUAGAACUCGAUAAACCUGUGAAUGGGAGUCAGAGAAAAGACCUCCGGUUUACUAAAAAGCUCAAAAUGAAUCCAAUAACUCUAGUUGGGAACCCAAAUAAAAACAAGAUGACAUUGCAAGAAAAUGACCGUUUAAUGACAUAUCUCAAGAAUUUCAUAAAAUAGCAACAAGAUCAAAAACUCUACUAACAAAGAGAAGGAGAAGGAAGAAAUAGUUCAUAAGCUCAAGGACUUCCUGACCUACCUUGAGGACAAGAAUUUGAUCAAUAGUAAAAUACAGGAUACUAAGAAACUCAGGAAGAUAGUAGACCAACUCCUUGCCAAAGAGAGCAAGAUGGGUCAUUUCUACGCAAAUAGGAGAAAAUCCAACCCUGUGAAUGAUUCAUACAACUUUGGCAAGAGUUUCAAGAAGAAUACCUCCCUUGACUCUAAAAUUAAGAACAAAUAAGCAGUCGAAUAGGCUGAUUUUCCAGAAUUCACGGUCGGAUAAAGGAUCAGGAGAGAGGCCUAAUUACAACAUCAACAGGAAACCGAAAGUGCAUAAUAAAAAACUUGGGAAAAAUAGUAAAGGGUAUAAAAAUACACCGCAGAAUUUUACCCCAAAAUACCAAAUCCCUGAGAAGUUGAAUGAAGUGCUUGGAACUAACCCUAAAAGAGGAAACGCAUUAGCUAAUAACCGGAAAGUACUAACCAGUGCCUCUAAUAACUUCUUCAAAAAUAGCUUGCUGGUGGUCAACUCCAAUCGUGGAGGUGGCAAUGCUUAUCUUGACCAAAACUAUGACGGUAAGGUACGCAAAGACGCUAGGUCACUGGAAAAUAAUGACAAAGGAGACAAGCCCAAGCUAAACUACUUCGGUCACAGAGAGAAACACGCUAGUCUUAGGAUGAGCAGAAGGGAGUCUAGCCAUAAUUUCAGCAAGGAUUCUAGCAUGAGUAAUAUCAAGAAGCGAGAAAAUGGAGAGAAAUAUAAGAAUUAUUAUACCCCAAAUAACAUGAACACUAAGCUAGCAAAGACUAAUAAUUUCAUGGCCCAGGAUAACUCAGGUAUUUUUAAGCCUGUCCUUCAGAAGAAGGAUAAACGAAGUCUUGCCUCAAGAGAAAGAUCAAGAGAGAGGUCUCAAGAGAAAGAUGAUAUACCUGAUAUGAGCUCUAAGAACUCAAACAAGAGUCGUAAAAAGCCGUCCUCUGUUAACCGAGAUGACGAUAAAAACUUAGCAAAGAAAUUAGCCCUCAAAUUAGAAAUCCCCAAAAGAGAAAAACCAAGCAUAGACUCUUCUAAAGGCAGAAAUGUCUCACUUGAGAAGAAGGAGAGCUCAGAAGCAAGAGAGCACACUAAGAAUGAAGCCAAGAAGGAUUCUACCCCAACCAAUAAUGACCAAAAGUGAACCAGCUUUGAGUCAUUCAGUCGUAAAGAAGAAGCUAAGCUGCCGAAAUUGGAUGAACAGAAGGUCCCAAUGAACAGCCAGAAAUAUCUAAAACCCUCAAGUGCGAAAGGGCCUAAGACAGUUGUUCUAAAUGAUAAAAUGAUUACUGAGAGGGAAGAGCUGAUAGAAUUUACUAAGAAAUAUAUCAAAAAGCAUAAUGAGCUCCCUCCAACCACAUUGGAGUACUACGAGUUCGUCAAGUGUAUUGGCAAAGGAGCAUUUGGGAAAGUGACACUUGGAAUCCAUAAGCUCACAGGCAAGUAUGUUGCUAUAAAGACUAUUGAUAAGUCCCUGAUCCAGGACGAAUUCUCAAAAAGGAAGGUGUUUCAAGAAGUUUAUAUACUAAAGAAGAUCCGCCAUUCCAAUAUUAUCAGACUUCUCGAAGUCUUUGAAAGCAACAAACAUUACCUCAUGGUGAUGGAGUUUGCAGGCGGAGGAGACCUUCUCCACUUCAUCAAAAGAAGAGGCAGGAUGGAGGAAUCAGAUGCUAAAUUUAUAUUUAAACAGAUUGUAUACGGCCUAUCCCACAUCCACUGUAGAUCCGUUAUUCACAGAGAUGUAAAGCUGGAUAACAUUCUACUAGACUGUGAAAGUGGAGUAAAAAUAUGAGAUUUUGGAGUCUCAAAAAUAAUAAAGAAAGGACAAGUAAUAAACGAACAAUGUGGAACACCAGCUUACAUUGCCCCUGAGAUAAUCGAGGACAAAGGCUACGAAGGGUUCUUUGUUGACAUAUGGUCCCUAGGAGUUUUACUCUACGCAAUGGUAUGAGGAACUGUUCCUUUCAAAGCACCGAACAUGGAUGAGUUACAUACACUUAUUAAAAAGGCUGAGUUCAAGUAUCCUUGAGAACUCACCAAAGAUGCUAAGGAUAUUAUUGAAGGAUGAAUAAAACUAGAUCCUCUGAAAAGACUAACCCUUCCUGAAAUUUUAGCCCAUGAAUGGCUUAAAGAAACAAAUGAAGAUUCUGAAGAAGAGUCAGAAGCUGAAGAAGAAGAAAAAUCAGAAGAUAAGGAUCAGGACAAAGAUAAGAAAAGCAGCAUUGAGUGAUCCAAAACAGAGAAGGAUGACAAAGAUGAAGAUAUUGACCUCAAAGCUAUUAGUGGGAAUAUAAACUUCGUCAACGUAGACAACCUAUUCUACCUCGAAAACUACAAAACAAAGCUCUCCUACACAGACUACUGCUGCAUCACCGAAGAUUUCACCACCCACAACCUGGAAGAAGAGGCUCUCAAGACCGUAGAAUCCUUCGGCUACCCUCGCUCGUUCGUCCUAAAAUGCCUAAACACCGGUAUCAUCAACCACGCCACUGCCAGCUACUUUUUACUAACUCUCCAAAACCAGGAUCCUUCCUAA
Messenger RNA from Moneuplotes crassus, 3103 nucleotides. Lineage: Eukaryota; Ciliophora; Spirotrichea; Euplotida; Euplotidae. The record is from the annotation of a GenBank genome assembly.